GGCGAUAUGGAGAAAUUCAAGGCGAAUACCGAGGUGCUUGAAGCCGAAACUCGGAAAAUAAUCCUUCACAAAUAAAUCCUGUCGCGACACCGAGGCAAAGCUGCAGCUCGCAAAAUCCGACGGCAUUUUCAACUGCAAUAUGAAGGAAGGCCAUUUACCCAUUCCUGGCAGCCGCGCGGGCGGAUAAUGUGAGCGGCGGGAUUCUUUGUCAGCCCAUCAACCCCGCCGCUGCUGUCUUCUGGCGCGUGGCCUGCGUUUCUACUGGACGGGGGUGCCAAGACACGCAAUCCCUGACGAAGCACAUCAGUGUCCAGCGAUGCAGGGCGAGCUGCCGAGUGGCUUCCGAUCACACCCUCCCGCGCGACCGUCUGUCGGAAUCCUUGGCACCUCCCUGGUUGAGAUGUCAAGAUGUGCGAGUUGGCAGGUCGGGGCCCGGUCGGUGUUGGAGGAGCGACUAGACAAAGCACAAGCUUACAGCCGAUUCGCGCUCGCCCUGAGCGGAAUUCCAUGCCAUCACCCCGCCCAUGAGCUGCACCUCAAGGGCAAAGCGGCGAGCUCGGCGAGCUGUGGAGGGCUAGGCCACCGUUGACAAACGUGGUGAUGGUUGUAUAAAAGCUUCGGGAUGCCCAUGGGGUUUCUUCCUCUCAGUCUAGAUGAUAAUAUCCCCAAGCUUCCAUCAGACCACUCCUAUCUCACACCCUAUCGAGCAACCUUGACCAAAUCACUUAUACCAUCUACCCUGCACACCCCAACACAAUGCGCGCUGUCCAGACGACAUCGUGGGAGGAGGGUCCGCACCAGGUGACGCUGGACGCACCGCCGGCGCCGUCCGAGUCGCAGCUGCAGCUCCGCAUGAAGUACGUCGGCCUGCACAACGUGGUGCGCUCGCGCGCCUCGGGCCGGCACUACUCGGCGUCGCUGCUGCCGCACACGGUGGGCAUCGACGGCGUGGGCGUCGACGAGGCCACGGGCAAGCACUACUUUGUCAUCGGCAUGGCCCCAAACUUCGGCACCGCCGUCGAGGUCCUCAACGUCGACCGCCGCGCCGCCGUCCCGCUCCCCGAGGGCGCCGCCGCCGACGCCGCCGCCGUGGCCGCCAGCGUCAACCCGGGCAUGAGCUCCUGGCUCGCCCUCAAGCUGCGCACCGCCGACCUGCCGCAGGGCUUCACGGCCCUGGUGCUCGGCGCCACUAGCGCUAGCGGCGAGCUGGCCGUGCCGCUCGCCCGCGCCCUCGGCGCCGCCGCCGUCGUGGGCGCGGCCCGCAACCCGGAGGCGCUCGCCGCAGUCCCCGGCCUGGACCGCCGCGUCGAGCUCAGGGGCGACGGCGGCGCCGACACGGACUGGACGGGCAUCCUCGAGGGCGUCGACGUGGUGCUCGACUACAUCAGCGGCGACGUGGCCGCGCGCGUGCUCGAGGCCCUGCCGCCGCGCGGCAAGGCCGUGCAGUUCGUGCAGAUCGGCGGCCUGUCGGGCCAGCCGUCCAUCAACGUCCCGAGCGCCGCGCUGCGGUCAAAGAACCUGACCAUCCGCGGCUCCGGCCCGGGCGCCUUCUCCAUCCCCGAGAUGGCCAAGGAGAUGCCGGGGCUCGUCGCCGCCCUGGCCGCCAUGGAGCUGAAGAAGCCACAGCUGGUCCCGCUCGACGAGUUUGAGAGGGUCUGGGCCGACAAGGCCGUUGCCAAGAACGGGAGGAUCGUGUUUACGCUGUGAGAAGGGCUGUUUUCCUUGUCAGGAUAUGCA
Gaeumannomyces tritici R3-111a-1 is the source of this 1737-nucleotide messenger RNA. RefSeq lists its product as hypothetical. The transcript has a single exon. The coding region runs from base 757 to 1707 and encodes 316 amino acids. Gene Ontology annotation, molecular function: oxidoreductase activity. NCBI's taxonomy places the organism in Eukaryota, Fungi, Ascomycota, Sordariomycetes, Magnaporthales, Magnaporthaceae. The record is from RefSeq and is a predicted model, not a curated record.